GGUUGGUUACCUAGAUAAGUUAUGAUACCAAUAUUACUACCUCUGGUUCUGCUCUGGUGCCUAGAAGCCCCUCCUCAUUCCUGGAUCUUGGUAGGCGCGGAAGAAGCCGAUGACAAGGGGUUUCACUACUUAGGUAUGAUGACGGUCUACACUCCCUAUUCUACUAUUCUCUUACAGAACAGAGGGAAGGACAGAACCUUAUGAUGCUAUUGUGGCUUGAUCAGUCAAAGAAGGGUUGAGGCUGUGACAAGAGCCGGCCAGUACCAGCAUCAUAAGUAUGCUUGUGAAAGUGACGUCAUUGUCAGGUUCAAGAUGGCCCAACAAGUACUAGCGCCAAAGGUGCCCUCACCAUCUUGGCAAUCACGUCCGAUAAGAACGAUAAGACCAAAAAGAACCACAAAGUGAUACCUCGGUACCCAGGUAACAUGUACUUGCCAUCUUCUCCACAAAGCCCACAAGGCUUGCUAGAGCUUCCUUGCUGACCAAUCCAGGCUGUGGUAUAAGAGUCAUCUCGGUGAGUUGUGCAUUUGCAUCGCAGACUUGCGGCUCAACAAUCUUCAAUCUUGUCUGCAUCAUGAAGGCUCAAAGGUAUGGGAUCGCAGCCCUUCGCCGGGCCUCGGCCUCUUUGCCAUCACCGGCACCUAAGAUUGCCUCACCUUGGGUCCUGGCAAGGCAAACACCACCGGCUGGCUCAUUCGGCAACUCAAACUCAAGCCAUGGGGCAAGACGGUUGUACUCACAGUCUCCUAACGCGGCUCAGAGCGAGGCUUCAAAUCCCGCAAUGGCGUUUCCUUGCCUCGAUGCUCUGGAGACAAGGUCUGCAACUCUAGAGGCAAGGUCACUGUCGAGCGGGCCGGAACCCGCCUACACCGUUGGCGAUGUUGAAGUCUUUCGCUAUGAAGAACCGUUCCUACUUGACUGGGGUGGUGUUCUUCCUAGGUUCGAAAUAGCCUACGAAACUUGGGGGCAGAUGAACUCUGACAAGUCGAACGUCAUUCUUCUACACACAGGUCUGUCUGCUUCUUCUCAUGCUCACUCCACCGAAGACAACCCACAGCCUGGAUGGUGGGAGAAGUUCAUAGGCCCCGGAAAAUGCUUGGAUACUAAUAAGUACUUCAUCAUUUGCACCAAUGUUAUUGGGGGUUGUUUUGGAUCCACUGGUCCGAGUGACAUUGACCCAGCAGAUGGCCAGAGAUACGCAACUCGGUUCCCCAUUGUCACUAUCGAAGAUAUGGUUAGGGCCCAGUUCAAACUUCUGGAAGGCCUGGGUGUAGAGAAGUUAUAUGCCAGCGUGGGUUCCAGCAUGGGAGGCAUGCAGUCUUUAGCGGCGGGCGUGCUGUUUCCUCAAAAGGUUGGCCGUAUCGUCUCGAUCAGUGGCUGUGCACGGAGCCAUCCGUAUAGUAUUGCUAUGCGCCAUACGCAACGACAAGUCUUGAUGAUGGAUCCCAAUUGGAAUCGCGGGUUUUAUUACGGAAAGAUCCCGCCACAUGCUGGGAUGAAGCUGGCAAGAGAGAUCGCCACUGUCACUUAUCGCUCCGGCCCCGAGUGGGAACAGCGAUUUGGCCGGAGACGAGCGGAUUCCACCAAGCCACCAGCCUUGUGCCCCGACUUUCUCAUCGAGACAUACUUGGAUCACGCUGGCGAGAAGUUCUGUCUGACAUAUGACCCUAAUAGCCUUCUCUAUAUCAGCAAGGCGAUGGACCUCUUCGAUCUCGGCCUUACUAAUCAAGAAAACGCUACUCUGAGAAGACAGUCAGGGUCGUUGACAGGGAUAAAUAAUGCUUCGUGUAGUCUCACGCUGCCAGAUGUGCCUUACGCCGAACGAACAGAUACCGAAACACCAUUGGAUGAGACCGAGAUAUCCGUUCCAGCUGAUUCUCGACCGCCACAGGAUCUCAUUGCUGGGCUAGCUGCGCUUCGAGACAUUCCUACGCUGGUCAUGGGAGUUGCUAGCGAUAUUCUUUUCCCCGCCUGGCAACAGCGUGAGGUUGCCAACGCACUUCGACUCGCGGGCAAUAGGAACGUCACCCAUGUGGAGUUAAGUGAGGAGCAAAGCAUGUUUGGACACGACACUUUCCUUCUUGAUCUUCAGAAUGUUGGUGGAAAUGUCAAGAAUUUUCUCGGAUAGAAAAGCGAAAUGUUGGCGGCAUCUGUUAUUGGCCGGUAACCACGACUGCAGCGCAACUGUCUGGUCAGCGGUAGCUCAGGAUGAUGAUUUACUGAGCCUUGAUUACUGGUAGAUAAUCCUCACUGCAACUUCCUGUUGUAGCAAGCGCAAACCUUUCGCAUGGAUGUAGUGAUAGUGUUCGGUCAUGUCAGCUGCCAGUUUACCUAUUAUCUGAACUCGUUACCCCUUUUCGACUUCGACCCAAGUUGUGGUGUUCACUCAGCUCGGACAUGGUGGGGAGGUGCGCGAUAUAUGGCUAUACCCCAUAUAGCAAUCUUGCGAAGGGCUUAUAGUGAUAAUUGUACUCAUCUACCUCGGGCCCUUGGAUCUGCCCCUCCCCCUCCACGGGUCAAGUCGACGGAUCAAGUCAAACGGAGCCCCGGCCCCACGCUGGAAGUACGAAGGAGGCAUCAGGUGUCAACCUUUAAACUCUCGGACCCCUCGCCUCCUAGGUAUUAGGGGCUUGAGUAUCUGUAUCAUUGUACCCGUCUAUUGGUUAUCAGUUACCGGCUACCAGUCACUAGUUUCCAGCUCGACAGCGCCUUCCG
Messenger RNA from Xylaria bambusicola, 2715 nucleotides. Its product is annotated as homoserine O-acetyltransferase. NCBI's taxonomy places the organism in Eukaryota, Fungi, Ascomycota, Sordariomycetes, Xylariales, Xylariaceae. Gene Ontology annotation, molecular function: L-serine O-acetyltransferase activity; homoserine O-acetyltransferase activity. The coding region runs from base 575 to 2128 and encodes 517 amino acids. Gene Ontology annotation, biological process: L-homoserine metabolic process. The record is from RefSeq and is a predicted model, not a curated record. The transcript has a single exon.